AUGGUCUAUAUCUAACGUUAGCAAGCUAGCUAACGGUAGAGUAGCUAAAUUCCGUAAACACAUGCUAGUUAGUUUUAACGCAAGCUGUAAUCUGACAGUAGCAAACUUGCUGUCCACUGGUUGCAACAUGGGACGUAAGAAACAGGACAAGUUUGUGCGCCCAGACAACAAAGGCAAAGAAAAAAGACAUAAGCUGAAGGGGAAAUCCUUAGAGGCCUUUACAGAUGAAAUGCACACUGCUUUUCAAGCCAGUUUUUACCCAGAGGAGGGCGCAGAGGCAUCUCAGGUGAAACUGCCUUGUCCACUUGCCAUGUGGGAGUUGGGUCACUGUGAUCCCAAACGUUGUACUGGCAGAAAGUUGGUACGCAAGGGCUUUGUACGCAACCUGCGCCUUAAUCAGAGAUUUAAUGGACUCAUACUGAGUCCAAUGGGCACAAAGUAUGUGACCCCAGCGGACAGAGAGAUUGUGGCCCAAAAUGGGUUAGCGGUGAUCGAUUGUUCCUGGGCUAAACUGGAGGAGACUCCCUUCAAUAAGAUGAUCGGAAGUCAUCCCAGGUUACUGCCAUACCUCGUAGCUGCAAACCCCGUCAACUACGGCAAGCCUUGCAAGUUAUCCUGUGUUGAGGCUUUUGCUGCCACAUUCUGCAUUGUUGGUUUUGAAGAACUUGCAAUGCUCUUGUUAAAUAAAUUCAAGUGGGGGAGAGUGUUCCUGGAUCUCAAUAAAGUUCUGCUGGACCGCUAUGCUGCAUGCCUGUCAGAGGAAGAACUGCUCUGUGUAGAAAAGGAGUAUCUCACGUCUAAACCAGAGGAGGAGGAGUUUGAUCCAUUUGAUGUUAACUCAGGAGUAGAAUGCAGGAAUCUCAACAGACGUCUGUGUGCACCUGAAGAAAAUGAUUCUAGUGAGGAUACGGACACCUCAGAGGAUAACGAAGAUGAAGAAAAGGAUGAAAAAACACAAUGCAACACUGAGUCAAGAACAGUCCCACAUCAUGAUGAAGAAGAAGAGGAACAAACUGCAUCAAAAUCAUCACAAUAAAGCAUACUA
Molecule: messenger RNA, 1045 nt
Organism: Etheostoma cragini (Arkansas darter)
Lineage: Eukaryota; Metazoa; Chordata; Actinopteri; Perciformes; Percidae
Gene: tsr3
Product: TSR3 ribosome maturation factor
Exons: 6
Coding region: 62-1036 (324 amino acids)
Biological process (GO): maturation of SSU-rRNA
Molecular function (GO): rRNA small subunit aminocarboxypropyltransferase activity
Source: RefSeq, a predicted model, not a curated record